UAUUACGAAUGGUUUCUAUUUAUUUUAAAAACAAAUCGCACAUUUUGCAGCUGAAUCACGCUGAAUAUUGUUUAAUUUAUAAAAGUGAUUACCUAAAUAAAUGGCGCUACAAACCUUUCGCAGCGUUGAAGAGAUUCCUCGACAUUUUAGAAAUAUAUUUUCCCAAUAUGUACAAUUUAAUUUUGUGCAGUCUGAAGUUUUAGACGACAUUAUAUAUUCGGAUGACUCCAUCGUUGUUUCUGCGCCUACAGGUUCGGGGAAAACAACGAUUUUUGAGUUAGCGAUAGUUAGGUUGUUAAUGCAAGUUGAAAAUGAUACUUCAGGAUUUAAAAUAAUUUACAUAUCCCCCAUAAAAUCCCUUUGUCAAGAACGGCUCGUAGAUUGGAACAACAAAUUUUCUCGUUACGGUAUCAAUUGUAUCUGUGUAACGGGAGAUUCUGAAAAUGUCGACUUCCGAAACUUGGUUCAUCACAACUUGAUCAUUUCUACGCCGGAAAAAUGGGACAGUUUGACCAGGAAAUGGAAGGAUAACGAGAGUAUGGUCAGAAUAGUGAAAUUGUUUAUGAUAGACGAAGUUCAUCUACUGAAUGAGGAAGAUCGCGGGUCAACGUUAGAGGUUAUUGUCACCAGAAUGAAGACAGUGCAGAAUUCCAUAUCCAUUAAUGAGAUUGAAAACUGUAAAAUAAGAUUUAUCGCCGUGUCUGCAACGAUUGGCAAUGUUGAAGAUAUCGCAGAAUGGAUAGGAGGCAGUAAAUAUUUUCGGUUUCCAGAGGAAAUACGACCAGUCCAUUUGAACAAAAUCAUUCUCGGUUUCAACGCACACCAAAACCACCACUUUAAGUUUGAUCUUUCAUUAAACUAUCGGUUGCAAUCACUACUAAUACAAUAUUCCGAAGGAAAACCAGCUCUAAUUUUCUGUAGUACGAGGAAAAGCGUGGAGAUGACAGCCAAACAUUUACUACAGACUCUCAAUAUCAAGUUGGAUUUCAGUCAGGUAGAGAAGUUACAACAACUUUCACAGCCGAUUACUGAUUUAAAGAUCAAAGAAAUGAUAAAAAACGGUAUUGGAGUCCAUCAUGCAGGAAUGGAUCCAUGCACCAGGCAUACAGUCGAAGAAAUCUUCCGCGGAGGCGAUUUGCCUAUCAUGAUCGCCACCAGCACGUUAGCCAUGGGCGUGAACCUUCCCGCACACUUGGUAAUCAUCAAGUCGACCAAAUGCUAUACCAAUAGAGGUUUUCAAGAUUAUAGCGCCACUGCCAUUCAUCAGAUGAUCGGAAGAGCUGGAAGACCUCAGUUUGACACCAGCGCCACUGCUUUAAUUUUGACAACGAAUGAGGACAAGGUUAAGAUCGAAAAAAUGUUGAGCUCCAGCGAACCGAUAGAAUCGAACCUACACAGGCAUCUCACUGAGCAUCUAAAUGCCGAGGUAGUUUUGGGCACUAUCACAGGCUUGGACGUGGCGUUGCAAUGGCUGGCUUCCACGUUUCUGUAUAUAAGGGCACGAGCGAAUCCGCGACACUAUGGAUUGUCGCUAAACUAUACGAAGGAACAAUUGGACCGAAAAUUAUUAGAAAUGUUCCAGAUAGAUCUAAACAAACUGGUAAGUGCAGGAAUGAUUAUUAUGGAUGAAAACAUCAACGUAGCUCCAACAAUGACAGGCAGUUUAAUGGCGAGAUAUUACGUCGAUUUCGAGACUAUGAAGAUGUUCACGCAGAUAUCGGGUAAAGAAGUUUUUAUACAAAUCCUGGCUAUGAUAUCUAAAUGCGAAGAAUUCGCCGAUAUGCGGUUAAGGGUAAACGACAAGAAAAGUUUGAACUUGUUAAAUAAAAAUGCCAAAAAGCAGACCAUCCGAUUUCCUUUGAACGGAAAAAUUAAAACUUGUGACAUGAAAGUCAACUGCGUCAUUCAAGCGGUGUUGGGAAACCUAGAAAUAACAGACGUGAACAUCCAAACAGAGUCAUAUCAGAUUCUGAGAAGUGCACAGCGCAUUAUAAAAUGUUUAAUAGAUUAUAUAUUGAUGCGAGAGGAUAACUGCUACAUGGCUCUUCUCAAUGCCAUAAUAUUCGGAAAGUGCCUGACAGCCAAAUUGUGGGAAAAUUCUCCGUUUGUCAGUAAGCAACUGACUGGGAUCGGUAGUACUUUUGCUACCCAACUAGCGAACGCCGGGAAAGAUACGUUUGGAAAGAUUCUGGAAUCUAGCGCACGCGAUUUAGAGCUGAUUAUAAAAAGGAAGCCACCUUUUGGCGACUAUCUCAUCGAAGAAGUAAAACAUUUGCCUAUUUUUAUGAUGAGUCUGGAACCAAAUGUUGAUGACGGUUUACAAUUGACUAUAGAAUUAGUAAACGUCGAUGAUCUCCGCCAAAAAUCGACGAUAAAAACGUCGUCCGUGUUCAAUUUGCUAGUGGGCAAUAAUUUGAACGAAAUUCUAGUCCACAAAAAGUAUCAGCUUUCUAAUUUAAUAAAUUAUGCACGUAUAGUUAAAAUCAUAGGCGUACUAGAGCCUGGAGUAGAGUUUAUCCAAGCUCACUUUAUAAAUGAGGAUUGGGUGGGUGUAGAUUGCAGCUGUGAAGUAGUUGUGUCUAAUGUAACUGGAAAUAACCUUAAACCCGCACCGACACUCCCAAAACCUCAUCAGCCCUCUUAUAAACAAACCUUUUUAGAUGUCUACAUGAAAAGUAAAAAGCCUAUCAAAGGAAAAAUUCCUAAGAAAAUUGAAAAGAUCAAUUCUAAGACGUUGAAUCCUGAAAAUAAAUUAAUUAACGAAAUUUCUACCAAAGAAAUUUUCCAUAAAUCAUCAAUACAAGAAAAUAAGUCGUUGAAGAGUGUUGGUAGUUUACAAGACAAAUUUGCUAAACAAUUUGUGAAUGCAGUGCAAGACACUGAAGCGAUAUACGAAAAUUCGAACGAUAGAAACGAAGAAAUAGUUCAUGUGACCAAAUCUAAACCGGAACUUACCUUAUUUGACCUAUUUGACUUCCCAGAGGAAGAUAUGACGGAAAAAUCAGUUCAGUCUACUAACCAAGAAGAAACUGUUCCGAAUUUGUAUAAAGGAACAGAAGAAACAGAUCAAAACCUUACCUUAUUUGACCUAUUUGAGUUUCCAGAGGAAGAUAUGACGGAGAAAUCAGUUCAGUCUACUAACCAAAAAGAAACUGCACCGAAUGUGUAUAAAGGAAUCGAAGAAACAGAUCAAAGCUUGCUUGCUUCUAGUACUAGUUUGCAGAAAGAUGAAGAGAGUCUGCGGAGCAUUUUUAAAUCGGAAGAGUUUUUAUUUUCCGAUUCGGAAUUGCGGGAGUACGAGGAAUUUUUUGGCGAUAACAAAAUGACAAAGACGGCAAUUGAUCAUUUGGAAAGGAGUGGAAGUUUACCUCCUAACCUAACCGAAAGGAAAAAUGACGUGGAAAAAGAAACGGAUUGCAAGGACCGAUUUACAGGAGACAACAACUUAGAUGUCGAUAACACUACCAAUGGUGAGGAACCGAAAAAGCCUACCGUCUUAGGAGUUAAUGUAUCCACUCCAGACACAACAAUUGUUGAAGACAAGCCCGAAACUGAUGACGCUAGGAGUAACAAAAAAUUUGAUGUACACAGCUUAACAGGCGGUCAAUCCUUGUUCUUUUCACUUUCGCAUAAAUAUUUAACAGACGAAGCUAUAGAGGAUACGAAUACCAGUGCUAAAUCAGCGUGUACUGCUAAGAAUGUUAUUUUAAGAAAUAUACUAAACCCCAGAGGAAGAAAGCGAAGGAAAAAUUCCGAUAUUCAUCCUGCCGAAGAAUUAGAAAACCAACUCAUGAUGGAAACGAGAGCGGAAUCCCAGAUCAGAAAUGCGUAUUUCAGUGCAUUUAGGAAACCUCAAAAGACAAAGUUGGCCCAUAACCGCAGCUUCCCGGACUCUACAGUCAACAAUCACACUCCCAGAAGUUCGAUAGUUGAUCCAGAAGAUGACCAAUAUGCUAUUGAUACUGAAGAGUACUCAGAUAAUCAGAAGAACGUGAAGUGGAAGUCGCCGCUAGUGUUUUCGCCUGGUAUCAAGUUUUCUCCUAACAUUAGUCUUGGUAAUAGUUCAAAGGAAAAUGUUGAGAAUGACUGCCUUAACUACUCUUUUGACACAAAUACAACGAUAUCACCCAGAGAACCGAGAAAACAACCUACAAAUGUCCAAAGAACCCCGAAACAUUUGAAAAGGAACAGUUCUAAACAAGCUUUGACCAAUGCCAAUCGGUUUCCUUUGAGCGACAAGGAAACUAGAAGAUCCAAGGAGAUAGAUAAUAUCGAAAAAUUCUCGAAUAUUUGUUCCACGCAGCUCUUGGAGGGAACAAUAAGUACACCGGGUCAUAGUGCUCAUAGUAAUGCUCUGGAUUAUUAUUCGCAGUUGGUGCCUCUUAGUAAUAGAAGAAAAGCCAAACAGAUGCCUAAGAAAGAGCGGAAUCGUUCACCAGAAAUUGAAAACAAGGAAAAUGUGGAAAGUAACGACGAGAUGGAUGACGAAUCGACUCGACCCAUUAAGAAAACUCCCCAAUGUGACCUGAACACUUCUAAAGUUACAUUAAAUUCUCAACAUGAGGACGAUUUAAGUGACGACGAUCUAGAUAUAAGUGUCUCUCGUCUAAGCAACAAACAUCUUUCCCAUAACGUUUCCGAUGAAUUUAAUCCCCGUUCACAAGAGUAUAUCGAUUCUAAGGUACGAAACAACUACCCCUUCUAUCCGGACGACUUUCCUAGUAGGCGCGAAGUGGUUGUACCAGAUGGGUACUACGGUUAUGACACAGUACCUUACCGAAACACCUACAGACCGUCCAGGGUGGUGACCCAACCCGUACACUGCUCCAGUUACGUGGACAUAUUCGGACAACCCGGAAAGACCUAUCGAGGAAUAUUUCCUGCGAGGACUUGUGAAUUGCUUUCCCAGAUGUCCCAGAUGAUGCCUGUGAUGCAGAGUCAACAUUAUGUCAGCGGGGAUCAUGGGGAUGUGUAUCGGACUGAAGUGGCUCAACCGCCGACCUCUUUGCCAAGGACUUCAGAAGAAUACGCAGACUCCAGACCGUUCCCCCUUCAAAACAUAACAAACAUUAUUCCCACAACUCCGUCAAGAAAUAUAUACAGAGAUAACGAAGUACCCAACGACCUUAACAGUUCAUUUAGAGCGCACAACACUCCUUAUCCUCGUUAUCAGAAUCAAAACAUUCCAGUUUCUUACACACAGAUCCAUAGUCCCGAAUUACCACCCCACAGCGAUCUCAAGAGUUCUUAUAGAAUCCAAAACACUCCGUAUCCUCGGUCUCACAACCAAAAUAUUCCUGUUUCUUGCCCACAGAUUCAUAGUCCUGAAUAUUCGGGAUACUAUUCUAGAGUGGAGGAAGCUGCACCUUAUGGAUACGCCCCUGAAGUUCAUACAUACCAAAACGUGCCACCUGUGGAUAAGGAAUACAUAUUGAAUAAAUACUGGGGGUCAUUUAAUAGUCGUGAGUAAUUUUUUUGUGAUCAGCGAGCUGAAUUUUAGUGCCAUAAAAAUGUAGUAUUAAGCAGAUUAUUGUCGUCAUUAAAUGAUGUUAAGUUUCAAGAGUUUAAUUCUUUAAGUUAUAUUUAGUUUCGUUGUUUAUUAGCAAAUUAUUAUCAUAACGAGAUGCUACCCUAGAAUAAAAAAAGCUGUACCUUAUAGGUACGCUCCAGAAGUUCGCACAGACCAAAACGUAUCAUUGUGGAUAAGAAAUACGUAUAAUCCUUGGGCCCACCAUUAAAAAAUAUAUAUUACCUCCCUCAUUAGACUUUUUUAUUCAGUUAUUCAUCUCGAGUCGGCCAACUUUUCUACACUCCUAACCAAAAUAAUCGGGACACCUUAAAAAUAGGUCAUUUUUGAUGUCUCGAAUCUCCUAAACCUGUUGUCCGAUUUUAGUGAUUUUUUUAAUAUGUUAUAGCCUUAUUCUCUAAGAAUAAGGAUGUAUUAAUAGUGUUGCUGAACAGGUAAAUGUCAUUGUAUACCGGGUGUAACAAUAAUACUGUGUUUUUUCUAGCAUAUCCUAGCAUUUAAAAGAUAUUGAAAUUAAAACUCAAUUGUAGCCUUAGCCUUUCUUAACAUUCUGCUUUUUGACUCGUUCACUUAUGUUGGAUAAUGAAAAAGUUAGGUACUUUGACAACUGGCUAUGUUCUUCAUCAAUACAGGGUGUUUCUAAAUAAGUGCGACAAACUUUAAGGGGUAAUUCGGCAUGAAAAAAUAAUGACCGUUUGAUUUAUAAACAUAUGUCUGCAAAUGCUUCGUUUCCGAGAUACCGGAUGUUGAAUUUUUUCUUACACACUGACGAUUUAUUUAUUGCCCUAAAACCGGUUGAGAUAUGCAAAUGAAAUUUGGUGGAUUUUAAGAGGCAGUUAUUGCGCAUUUUUUGGCAAACAAUUAUGUAUUUUAUAUUCACCAUUGGCGUGCAUACGGGUCAUAUUACCUGAUCAUAUUACCUGUAUGCACGCCAAUGGCGAAUAUAAAAUUUUUAGUUGUAUGUCAAAAAAUGUGAAAUAACUACCUCUUAAAACCUACCAAAUUUCAUUUGUAUAUCUCGACCGGAUUUAGAGCAAUAAAUAAAUCGUCAGUUUGUAAGAAAAAAUUCAACAUCCCGUAUCUCGGAAACGAAGCAUUUGCGGACAUAUCUUUAUAAAGCAAACUGUCAUUAUUUUUUCAUGCAGAAUUAACCCUUAAAGAUUUUCGCACUUAUUUAGAAACACCCUGUAUUGAUGAAGAACAUGACUAGUUGUAAAAGUACCUAACUUUUUCAUUAUCCAACAUAAGUGAAUGAGUCAAAAAGCAGAAUGUUAAGAGAGGCUAAGGCUACAAUUAAGUUUUAAUUUAAAUAUUUUUUAAAUGCUAGAAUAUUCCACAGGGUGUUACGAACUUUCAGGAAAAACACAAUAUUAUUGUUACACCCGGUAUACAAUGACAUUUACCUGUUCAGCAACACUAUUACUACAUCCAUAUUCUUAGAGAAUAAGGCUGUAACAUAUUAAAAAAAUCACUAAAAUCGGACAACAGGUUUAGGAGAUUCGAGACAUCAAAAAUGACCCAUUUUUAAGGUGUCCCGACUUUUUUGGCCAGGAGUGUAUUUCGGAAAAUUUUCGGGAGGGGGGCGUUUUGUAAAUAUAUUGGUUUCUAAAUUUUAGUGCGUCGGACGAGUAUUUUUAUCAAACAAUCCUGUAAAAAAAAUUAUCAUUUACGACUACAUAGUGCGCCUACAUGAAUACGUAUUUUCUGAAAAAAAUAAUUUAUAUAAUAUAUACUUAUUAUAAUCAUAAAAUGUAUAAAAAAAAUAAAAA
Diabrotica virgifera virgifera (western corn rootworm) is the source of this 7296-nucleotide messenger RNA. RefSeq lists its product as uncharacterized. The record is from RefSeq and is a predicted model, not a curated record. The coding region runs from base 101 to 5470 and encodes 1789 amino acids. NCBI's taxonomy places the organism in Eukaryota, Metazoa, Arthropoda, Insecta, Coleoptera, Chrysomelidae. Gene Ontology annotation, molecular function: nucleic acid binding; ATP binding. The transcript has 21 exons.